AUGUAUCCGCUUGACACAAGAGGGCUAUUCACAAAGGACUCUUUCCUGUCAGAGUUGCGAAAGGAACAAGUUCGAAAUGACAAGACGUUGCAAGAGAUCAAUAACCAAGUGACAACACGUGAAAAUUAUGGUUUAUUCGGGGUCUCUUUUUUGACGUAUCUCAUCCAUGAUUUACCACCAAAUGAAAUACUCGUAAAAUUGGCAUGUAUGGUUCAACACAUGGACUAUUUAGCCGACCAUCUUGAAGCCCGGAGGAUGAUUUUUUCAUUUUGUUUAAAGAUAAGAAGCAAUCAGAUGCAUUUAUUUGACGCUCAAAUCAAUCAUUUGGUCUAUACCUUGUUACAAGCAUGUUCGUUCUCAUCAGAGGUAUGGCAGAAAGAACUUGAUGGGUCUUCCAGUGACAAGCUUCUAAGCUAUCCCCAAAAAAUUGUCUUCGAUGAACAUCUAUCAGAUGUUGCCUGUAUAAGAUUUGCACUGUUCAAUGUCUUGUAUGGAACAGACAUGCAACCUCUUCAAUAUAAUCAUGAUGAUACAUUCAAGUUCUCUGAUGCAUGGGUGCAGCUAUUAAAAGAAUCCAAAAGAUCGAAUGCAUUUCUGAUUGAGACGCAAGUGAUUGAAAAUGCAUUAAGAAACCCAGAGAAAAACCUUGCAUGUUAUGCCAUGGACCUAGAUUCGCUUACUCUAUCCCUUUCUUCCGAUGUAUUUGAUACAGUGAUACGAGAAGCUUGUCAGUCCUUAAUCCACACCCACCCCAAAUUCAUUCCUUACAUUACGCGGGCACUGAUCCAUCUUUUACAAGUGGGCAGAUGUAUCAACAGUACAUUAGGAUGUGUCAAGCAGCUUGGUUAG
This is a messenger RNA of Mucor mucedo, 849 nucleotides long. RefSeq lists its product as uncharacterized. The transcript is spliced from 8 exons. The coding region runs from base 1 to 849 and encodes 282 amino acids. NCBI's taxonomy places the organism in Eukaryota, Fungi, Mucoromycota, Mucoromycetes, Mucorales, Mucoraceae. The record is from RefSeq and is a predicted model, not a curated record.